UGUUACUUGAUUGCGUGAGUAAACAGAUUUUAUUGUUUCUACUUUUAACGGCCCCAUUAUCAGUCUUUUACAUUCAUUUUUCGAUCUUGACAAAACAGCUGGUUUAGUUUUAAUUUGGGCGUCGUUGGAAGAGUCUUAACUUUUUUAAAUUGAAGGUUGAUAUUCUGGGAUUGACUUGAAGAUUUCACCUAAAAAAUCGAAUCUUGUAUCGAAUUCAAGGCAAAAUAAGUUAAAAACCUGGUAAAAUCAUCUAUCACCAGAAAUAAAUAAUAAAAAACAAUUGGAACUCGAAGCUAAAAUCUCAUGGAUCGAUCACAUCAACCGAAUGAUGGGGAGAUCAGUCGAUUUCGACGCAUUCUGCCACAGUUCAUCGCUUGUAUUGUAAAAAAUAUGCUCAUUGUCAAUACAGGCUCAACUUAUGCAGUACCAGCGAUUUUAAUUGCGGCAAUGACAGGUGUUCCAAAUGAACAUAAUCGCAAUGAAUAUAUUUCGAUUACACCCGUGCACGCAUCUUGGUUGGGAGCGAUGAGCUAUUUAAUUCAACCGAUUGGCAGUCUGUUAUCGAUCUUGAUCACAGAUUCACUCGGACGUAAGCGAUCGAUGGUCCUUGUCAACAUACCGUUUGCUCUCGGCUGGUUCAUGCUUCAUCAGGGAGAUGCAGUUUGGAAGAUUUUCACUGGUUGUGCUUCCUUUGGAUUAGCUGCAGGCUUGAUGGAAGCUCCACUCAUAACUUAUCUCGGUGAAAUAUGGUAA
Molecule: messenger RNA, 753 nt
Organism: Sitodiplosis mosellana (orange wheat blossom midge)
Lineage: Eukaryota; Metazoa; Arthropoda; Insecta; Diptera; Cecidomyiidae
Product: facilitated trehalose transporter Tret1-like
Exons: 4
Coding region: 304-753 (149 amino acids)
Biological process (GO): transmembrane transport
Cellular component (GO): membrane
Molecular function (GO): transmembrane transporter activity
Source: RefSeq, a predicted model, not a curated record